CAACAUUGAAAUUAAAAAAUUUGUUUGGUUGACUAACACUAAGGGUACUAGAGUAACCACUCGGAAAAUUAGCCAACACCAAAAUUUAGAGUUGUCUACUUUUUCACUUCACUUGACAUUUCGCUACCUUGGCAAGGAAAAAUUUCAGUGCUUUAGCAAAAACUAAAACGGGGAUAUCAAAACGCAGAACUAACUCUGAGAACCGCUACAGAAAAUGUCUAAGGAGGUUAAAGAAAUGGAGAUGGAAAACUUGAAAGGCGAAGCUUCUGAUACAGAACAAAAUCAGGAAAUCGAACGGACCUCUGGCCUUUCACCAAAGAAAACAGUUAGUAAAAUAGAGAAUAACAAGCCGAAUAAUCCGUUCCGUAAGCAUUCCACGUCUUCGAGCUCAUCGAGCGGUUCUGGUACAAGCCGAUUGUUCAGAACUUCAAUAUCCUCCAGCUCUGGCUCGGAGUCUCGCCCUUCGAGGGAUAGGUUUUCCUCUACACGGAAUGGAACUCAGGACGAGAAAUUAAAAUUGAAAGUCAGGAGCCAUAAUUCCGCUGAACCAUGUUCUGCUGACGUAUCGAAGUCGAAAAGCAGGAGCCGUAGCAUGAGUAAAAGCAAUUUUAGAGGAAGAUCCAAUUUACGGUCCAGUUCUGGGUCCGAUUCUGGGUCCAAUUCCGGGUCCCAUUCCGGAAACGAUUCUGAAUCCAAUUCCAGUUCCGGUUCGGGAUCCGAUGCGGAAUCCAAUGCGGGAGCCAGUUCUCGUGGUAGCGACAAGAAAGAGACUACACGACUACGAAGCGCUGUUCGUCGCAUUAAUGAAACUUGGCAAUCACCAAACUCUUUCAAGUCAGUAAAAACGUAUCGUAAAAAAUAUGAAUCAGGAAGCAGCAGUACACCACAAAAUCCUUGGAAGAACAGAAUAGAUCUGACGAACGGCAGUACGAAUCUCAAAAGUCCGGACAAUCGCAGUCGCAAUCCUUGGAGGGUCGGGAUGCGCAAUCGUCUGAAGACUCAAUCGAGGGGCAGUAGCUUCAGCCCUUCUCAAAAGGUUUUCAAGAAUGGGUCCUUGAUCAGAAGCCGUAGUCCCCAUCGCAAUCCCUGGAGGGAUCGUUCCCCACCCAAAAGCCGAAGUCCCCCUAAUAACUUAAGUACCAGAAAGCAGCCGAAGGAUGUGGUGGAUAAUGACACCGAUCUUUAUCGGGAACGCCACAAAAUCACCUUGGCCAGCUGGGAUAUCCGACCCAUUCCCAAGCCUAUGAAGAGUUUCCACAGCAGCGGAUUCGAUGCGACCAUAUUAGGGCGACUAGAGCUCCAAGGCUAUGAUGCACCCACGCCCAUUCAGGCGCAAGCUUGGUCGAUUGCCCUGGCGGGUAGAAAUCUGGUGAUGAUUUCCGGUAACGGCACUGGCAAAACAUUGGGCUACCUACUGCCUGGCAUAUUGAAUAUACAGGAGCAGCGAGGAUCAAAGGGGCGCAAGAAAGGACCCAUUGUCUUGAUUUUGGUGGACGGUCGCGAGGCUGCUACUUUGGUCCGCAAGGAGGUAUUGAACUACACUAAUCCCCGCGAGCUUAGGGCUCAUUGCCUCUUGGGCGGUGGUCAAUGGCAAAGCCAUUCCGAAUGCGAUCUGCUGGUGGCUUCUGCUGGUCGCCUUCUGGAAAUGAUAGAUGAUAAAAAACAUGAGGUGGAACUGGAUCGUUGCGCCUAUUUGGUUCUAGACGACAUCGACCGCAUGAUAGACGUGGGCUUAGAGGGUCAAAUCUGCCGGCUGCUAUGUCGUCUACGUCCACGUGCCCAAUUGAUCAUCACCACGUCCUCGUGGUCACGUAAUCUGGAGCGGAUAGCCAACAAGUUUAUGGGCCAAUACACCUCGAUACGCGUGGGUCCAAUCAACAAUUCCAGCGAGGAUUUACAAAACAUUCGCCAGCGGGUGGAAGUAAUCGAUGGGCGUUCCAAAAUGUAUCAACUUAAAGAAGAGCUGACUGCUAUUUAUGAUUCAAGCGAUAGUCCCGGGAAAGUGGUGGUCUAUGUGAAGCGCCAAAAGCUCGUGGACGAACUGGUGGAAUUCAUUCGGCUCUUUGUGCCCUGUGAGGGCAUCCACGGAGGACGUUCUACGCUGGAAAAGGAAGUCAUAAUCCGAGAUUUUCGCAAUGGUGCCUACAAUAUUAUAGUGGCCACGGAUAUGACUUCGCGCGGACUGGAUGUACCGGGCAUUCGUUAUGUGAUCAAUUACGAUUUCCCCAUUUCCAUUGAGGGCUAUGUCCAGCGUUUGGUCAGAACGGGAUGCCUAUCGCGUUCCCGUAACUGUGAGGCCAUCAGUUUCUUUACCAAGGCAAACUCCAAGCUCUUGGUGGACGUGGUCGAUUUUCUCAAGAACAAUAAACAAGAAAUACAACCGCACCUUCUUCAAAUGGCUGAAGAACAAGCUCGUCGCCCCCGUAAUCGAAAGCGCCAUCGUCCACAACGCUACAAUCGCAAGCGUUAGGGUUUAGAUGCACCGAAAUUGAAAAUCAUUGGCAAACAUUUUGAUUGUAUAACUGCAUGCCUCCUUAAUAAAUAAUGGGUCCGAUAAA
Drosophila yakuba is the source of this 2558-nucleotide messenger RNA. Its product is annotated as putative ATP-dependent RNA helicase CG14443. Bases 215 to 2470 code for a protein of 751 amino acids. Gene Ontology annotation, molecular function: ATP binding; RNA helicase activity; RNA binding. The transcript has a single exon. NCBI's taxonomy places the organism in Eukaryota, Metazoa, Arthropoda, Insecta, Diptera, Drosophilidae. The record is from RefSeq and is a predicted model, not a curated record. Gene Ontology annotation, cellular component: cytoplasm; nucleus; ribonucleoprotein complex.